AACCUCCAAUGCGUCUGUGAUCAUAACAACUGUGAAUAUAGCAAAACAGAUGUCAUUGCUUCCUCAAGCAAGAAAUGCGUAUUUAUUAGUAACAUUUUCGUAGGAGUAACUGUGAUUUUAAUUGUAAAUAGAAAGUCUUCACAAUGGAUGUUGUUAAAACUAAUAUUAAUUUUACAUGUCAAAGAUGUUUACAACCUCUGAGACUCGAUCCUAGUUUUAAUCAGUUGGGAGAACAUACUCUUGCUGAACUUUCAUUGCCAAUUCAACCCCAAGCUGCAGAGGAAAUGGAACCAGCUAGUGGGAGCUUAGAACACUUGGUACAUCCGUUUAGACUAACAGAGUCUGCGAAUGGUUCAAAUGGGUUUAUGGUCGUUGGUGAUUCAGGUGAAAUGGAAAGCUUAAGUCAUAAUUUAAAAAUAAGAGCAACGUUAUUUGAUAUAUUAAGCAGUAGCAGUUCUUCUGAUCAUCCCUUAUGUGACGAAUGCACGGAUACACUUUUGAUGUUAAUGGACCAGCAGCUAAGAUUAACUGAAAGCGAAUGGGCUGACUAUAAUGAAUAUUUAAAAAAAUUAGAUGUUGAACAAGAAAAUGAAAGAAAUGAAGAUGUUAAAAUGGAAAAUUUGUCAAAAGAAUUACAUGAUGCCACAGCAGAAGAAAACAGAAUAAUAAGUGAAUUGGAAGCUUUGAGAAACGAAGAAACAUAUACAAAAAGUGCCAUUCGACAACAGGAAAUUGAACGAGAGAGAUUACAAAGUGAAGAAGAACGAUAUUGGAGAGAAUAUUCAAAACACAGACGAGAUCUUAUGUUGGCAGAAGACGAAUGUAGAAGUUUGGAAUGUCAACUGGCCUACGCAUCUGCACAAUUGGAAAGAUUAAAAAAAACAAAUGUUUUUAAUGCAACUUUUCACAUCUGGCAUUCUGGUCACUUUGGCACAAUAAAUUCUUUUAGAUUAGGAAGAUUACCAAGUGCACCUGUUGAUUGGAGCGAAAUUAAUGCAGCUUGGGGACAGGCAACUCUGUUAUUAACAGCACUAGCACGAAAGAUAAACUUGACUUUUCAACGGUUUCAACUUGUGCCUCGUGGAAAUCACAGUUAUAUAAAAAUCUUGAAUCAAAAUAUGGAACUUCCAUUGCACUGUAGUGGAGGCUUUAAGUUCCUCUGGGACACUAAAUUCGACUCAGCAAUGGUAGCUUUCUUGGAUUGUUUGCAACAAUUUAAGGAAAAAGUAGAAAAGGGCGACAGUGGAUUCUCGCUUCCAUAUAGAAUGGAUAAAGGAAAGAUCGAAGAUUCAGCCACCGGCAAUUCUUAUUCUAUCAAGAUUCAAUUUAAUUCCGAAGAGCAGUGGACUAAGGCCUUAAAAUAUGUUCUGACAAAUUUAAAAUGGGGUCUUGCCUGGGUCAGUACACAGUUUACAAAAGAUGAUGUUGAACAUUAAAUGUCGACUGUUUACUGACUACCAAUUAUAAACGUUUGUACAAAAAGUUUUAAUGUAUAUAAAUUUAAAUUAAAAAAUAAAACAAUCUUCUCUUAUAAAAA
Messenger RNA from Leptopilina heterotoma, 1537 nucleotides. RefSeq names its product beclin-1-like protein (gene Atg6). The transcript has 5 exons. Gene Ontology annotation, biological process: autophagy; cellular response to nitrogen starvation; autophagosome assembly. Gene Ontology annotation, cellular component: phosphatidylinositol 3-kinase complex, class III, type I; phosphatidylinositol 3-kinase complex, class III, type II; phagophore assembly site. NCBI's taxonomy places the organism in Eukaryota, Metazoa, Arthropoda, Insecta, Hymenoptera, Figitidae. The record is from RefSeq and is a predicted model, not a curated record. Bases 144 to 1436 code for a protein of 430 amino acids.